AUGAAUCCAGGAAAUGAAGUAGACCCUGAAGACACUGCAAGGCUCAAGAAUAUCGCACUGGCUUGCAAGAAGGAUCUAUAUGAACUCUCGGGGGGUGAUAAAGCUCAAGAAGAUGCGAGUAACGCUAAAAGGGGAAACUGGGCCUAUAGCCAAUACGACGAGCUCAGCGAGUGGUGCAUAAUCGCUGGGGUUAACGGCAAGGGUCUCGACGCCAUCGAUGUGCGACUGAAGCAUGCUCCGGGGAUUUUUGAGAUUCACGAGCAACUUCUUCAAUCGCUGGAGGAUGAUCUGAAAGAACUACAACCACCCUUCAGAGCACCCGAGCAUGCGGUCAACAUUGAUGGUAGUGUAGACGGUGCUCAGCCAGAUCCGGCUUUGCUAUCUUUCAAGUCUUUCUCCUCGGUUGGGUCUGAGGUAGCAGGUGUCAUCGGCGAUCCUGCAUCAUCAGCAUCCGAAAAACGUAAUGCGCAAUUGAGACAACGCAUCGAAGACACAAUACGCCGACUAAUGGGUUACGCACUAGUAUUCAUCUAUGUCCUAAAACCCCCUAUACCUCCAUCUGAUAUUGAGACCUUCAUUCUUGAAAAUGCCAAGGGAUCGUUCACCUUGGCCUACCUCCUUGUGAGCUGGGGAUUGGAACUUCAACGAGAAGGCCACACACAAGAUGCUAUCAUAAAACAAAUGAAAGGCAUCGAUGAAAUUCUCGUGCGAUACCGCUAUCUCAUCGACAGAGAGUCACUUUCAUCGCGUUCAAGGACUAUAGAGGAGGCAAUUAUCCAUUUACGUGACGAUCCUGAUGCCGAAAGGUUUUUCGCAACGCCCUGCGGCCAGAACUGGCUAUCAUGGGCUAGAGCAAGGGCGCACAAACCAGCCGUCGAGCGGUUGCUUCAUCAAGGCGCCAACCAGUCGCCGGUGUUUCUGUCGCUCCCGAAGAAAAACACCGACAUCAAGUUUCGCGAACUGACCCUAGCAGACCGAGAGCUGGAGCUGCUAUGGCCUAAGUACAAGUCACCAGGUGAAAAGAUGGAUCGCUAUGGGAGUGUUAGUCCCUGGGCGCGAAAUCGCGUUAAGGUGCAGGUUCCCGAAAACACAUCCGACUACAUCAACGCUUCUCCUAUUACUCUCACGUCGUCUAGCCCAAAUCAACUCCCUCUGCACUAUAUUGCUAUGCAAGGACCUACCGAACCGUCAUUCAACCACGUCUGGCGCAUGGUUGCUGAGCAAACCACCGCAUCAUCACAUGCAGUUAUCGUUCAACUCACAGACAUGUUUGAGAAUGGUACACUUAAAUGCGACCAGUAUUUUCCUAUGACUAAAGAAGACGCCCCUUGGAGCAUUAACGACGACAAUAUAUGGGGCGACAACUGGAAAGCACAACUUACCCUUGACUCGCUAGAUGUCAUUGCAGACGGUGCGAUCGAAAAGCGCUUGCUGGUGCUGCGUACAUGCAAAGAAGGAGAAGAAGGAGAAACACGCCUUAUUUGGCACUUUCUUUACAAGCGCUGGCCCGACUUUGGUGUUCCAACGGGAGACGACCUAGAGAGCUUUCUUCAAUUGAUAAAGUUGUCAAGGGAGAAUAGCUCGUCAGACGGUCAGCGCAUUGUUCACUGCAGCGCUGGCAUUGGUAGAACGGGUUCUUUUAUUGCUCUUGAUCACCUCAUGAGAGAGCUCGACUUCGGAGUUCUCGAAAGAUACGAUGUGCCUUCAGAGGGCCCUGAUCUAGUCUUUAAGACAGUCGAUAAACUUCGCCAGCAGCGUUCGGGCAUGGUCCAAACUGAAGAGCAGUAUCGAUUCAUCUACAAGGUUAUGUGGAAGCUUUGGCACAAUAAGUACGGUGUUGUAGAUGAGGAAGCUGACAACCACGAAUUAGCAACAAGUGGGUUCAAAGAUUCCAAGAGUUGA
Trichoderma aggressivum f. europaeum is the source of this 1902-nucleotide messenger RNA. RefSeq lists its product as uncharacterized. Gene Ontology annotation, molecular function: protein tyrosine phosphatase activity. Gene Ontology annotation, biological process: protein dephosphorylation. NCBI's taxonomy places the organism in Eukaryota, Fungi, Ascomycota, Sordariomycetes, Hypocreales, Hypocreaceae. Bases 1 to 1902 code for a protein of 633 amino acids. The transcript is spliced from 3 exons. The record is from RefSeq and is a predicted model, not a curated record.